AUGCUCUACAGGGCAGACGCUGUGCGUUAUUGUGUUGUCUCAGACCAUGUAAGAGUAGAGUCUAUACUACGAAUAUUUUACAUGCCCAAUGCUCCACAGAUCGUUCACAUCUUGAUCAUGGGCGUCAUUGUGGUGUGCGUCCCAACUGGGCUUGCGGGGAUUGCCCUCAAAUCCUUCGCCGUCCCAGCUAGAGGCCUUAUCAUCCACAGGAAACGACAGAUACCAGUCCAUCCAUCCUCUAUCUAUCUUACUCUCACUCGCUUGCUGCAAACCAUAUCCUUGCUCGCUCGGAGAUGCUCCAAGUGCGGCGACGUCUGGCUCUGA
Molecule: messenger RNA, 324 nt
Organism: Guillardia theta CCMP2712
Lineage: Eukaryota; Cryptophyceae; Pyrenomonadales; Geminigeraceae
Exons: 1
Coding region: 1-324 (107 amino acids)
Source: RefSeq, a predicted model, not a curated record